Molecule: messenger RNA, 291 nt
Organism: Pelobates cultripes (western spadefoot toad)
Lineage: Eukaryota; Metazoa; Chordata; Amphibia; Anura; Pelobatidae
Source: the annotation of a GenBank genome assembly
AUGGAGGAAAAGUUUCAAGAUAGAUUGUACUGUUACAUAUCCCUGAGGUCUGGAGCAGUGUCAGAGGAGGACAUGUUGAAGUACAGAGAGAUUGCCAGAGUCGGGUUGUGGGACGAAGCCCUAGAGAAAGUACAGUAUUCACGAGGGGAUCGACACCACAGCAGAAGGCAGCGAAUCCUGGCUCGAAUGGCAGAGUGGAUGCCCCUCCUGAGAAAACAGCCCGAAGAAGCGAGGGUGACUAGACUCGAGAUUCUAGUAUAUGCAGAACUGGCGCUCGACGACGCAUACUAG